Oryza sativa Japonica Group (Japanese rice) is the source of this 2352-nucleotide messenger RNA. Its product is annotated as serine/threonine-protein kinase AGC1-7. Gene Ontology annotation, biological process: protein phosphorylation. The record is from RefSeq and is a predicted model, not a curated record. Gene Ontology annotation, molecular function: ATP binding; protein serine/threonine kinase activity. NCBI's taxonomy places the organism in Eukaryota, Viridiplantae, Streptophyta, Magnoliopsida, Poales, Poaceae. Gene Ontology annotation, cellular component: plasma membrane; cytoplasm; nucleus.
CUCCAUCCUAACGGAUUAUUCUCUCAACCCCACGAACCAUUCAACGCGAAGUCUGCACGCAUUUUUACUCUUUUCCUCCCAACAAAGCAAUCAUUCCCCUGUUUUGCUGCCAAUUGCAGCUUUCAAGCAUGGCAAGACGAAUAAGAGACCCUUUUCCUUAAUUUUGUUUGAUCAUUCCCUUUCAGCUUUGAUUUUCCUGGUAUGACAUGAAGCAUUGUUCAGAUUAUUUGUUGUCUGAAGCCCUUAUCAAGAUUUGAUUCCAGUUUCAGAUUACCUAGAAACUCAAGCUUUCAAUAAACUAACAACGAUGGAGGACGGCAUGGAUUUCAGCCCUCAUAAAAAUAGCACAGAACAGAAUCGAACCAGCUUUGAAGAAGAUGAUCAAUUCAGCAUUCGAUCAGCACCCUCCAAACCAUCUCCAGACAAGAAAUCGAAGCCCAAGAACAAGCCGAAUCAUCACUCCGACAAGACGGCGAACCCGCCGCCGCAGAGGCCCGAGACGACGGCGGCGCUGGUGACGACGACCGCAGCAGCAGCAACAGCAGGAACAAACCGUGGCGAGGCCGUCAGCAACGGCAGCCUGGACAGCAUCAGCAGCGGCAGCACACGGAGCAACAGCCUGGAGAGCAGCAGCACCGGCGCCGCGGCGGCGCCAACGGUGCUGACGACAUCGGCGUCGACGGCGUCGGUGUCGGCGUCGGGGCAGAACGUGAAGCGGCACACCGGCGGGGACAGCCGGUGGGAGGCGGUCCAGGCGGCGACGGCGCGCGACGCGCCGGCGCCGCUGAGCCUGGCGCACUUCCGGCUGCUGAAGCGGCUGGGGUACGGCGACAUCGGGAGCGUGUACCUGGUGGAGCUCCGCGGCACGUCGGCCUUCUUCGCCAUGAAGGUGAUGGACAAGGCGUCGAUCGCGAGCCGGAACAAGAUGGCGCGCGCGGAGACGGAGCGCGAGAUCCUGGGCCUCCUCGACCACCCCUUCCUCCCCACGCUCUACACCCACUUCGAGACCGACAAGUUCUACUGCCUCGUCAUGGAGUACUGCUCCGGCGGCAACCUCCAUUCCCUCCGGCAGAAGCAGCCCUCCAAGCACUUCUCCGAGCCCGCCGCCAGGUUUUACGUGGCAGAGGUGCUACUGGCGCUGGAGUACCUGCACAUGCUGGGGAUCGUGUACAGGGACCUCAAGCCGGAGAACGUCCUGGUGAGGGACGACGGCCACAUCAUGCUCUCCGACUUCGACCUCUCCCUCCGCUGCACCGUCUGCCCCACCCUCGUCAAGUCCUCCUCCGUCCACGCCACCGGCAGCGGCGGCGGCAUAGGCAGCAGAGGAGACGCCAUCGACGGCGGCGAGAGCAUGCCGGCGAACCAGGGCUGCAUCCAGCCCUCCUCCUUCUUCCCGCGCAUCCUGCCGCGGCGCAGCCGCAAGGCGUCCAAGAGCGACAUGGGCCUGCUGCUCAACGGCGCGGCGGCGGUGGAGUUCAACGCGGAGCCGACGGAGGCGCGGUCCAUGUCGUUCGUGGGCACGCACGAGUACCUGGCCCCGGAGAUCAUCCGCGGCGAGGGCCACGGCAGCGCCGUCGACUGGUGGACGCUGGGAAUCUUCCUCUACGAGCUCAUCCACGGCGCCACCCCGUUCAAGGGCGCCGGCAACCGCGCCACGCUCUGCAACGUCAUCGAGCAGCCGCUCCGCUUCCCCUCCGACGGCGGCGCCAGCGCCGUCGCGCGUGACCUCAUCCGCGGCCUGCUCGUCAAGGAGCCCCACAAGCGGAUCGCCUUCACCAGGGGCGCCACCGAGAUCAAGCAGCACCCCUUCUUCGACGGCGUCAACUGGGCGCUCGUCAGGAGCCUCACGCCGCCGUCGGUGCCGGAGCCGGUCGACUUCCGGCAGUACGCCGCCGCCGCGUCCGCCACCACUCCCAAGGACAAGAAGCCGCCGGAGAACGCCGCCGCCGCCGCCGCCCCCGCCGCGGCGGAUGGUGGCGGCGCGGCCAACUCGAGCACCGGCGAGUCCUACACUGACUUUGAGUAUUUUUAAUUAGUACUAUAUAUUUAUUCCUGACAAUAUUGUUGUGCACACCAGAUUGUUUUGAUCGAUGGUUGUGAAGUAUGAGAACUCGAUUCGUGAUAAUUAAGUUGUACUAACUCAUUCUUGGACUAUGGUAGAUUCAUUGUAAACCUAAAAUUCAUAUGAAAAUGUAGCGAUUUCAUUUGAUUGGUUUGUUAUAUGUGAACAUCUGUUACUUGUUAUUGUAGUAUAUGUUCAAACUAACACGUGAUUUUAGUACGUGUAUAUACUUCAGUUUAAUUGUUAGAUUUCAUAUGCUAUUUUGAGCAAAGGUAGGUUUUCAAGUUAAA